Messenger RNA from Mitosporidium daphniae, 621 nucleotides. RefSeq lists its product as uncharacterized. The record is from RefSeq and is a predicted model, not a curated record. Gene Ontology annotation, biological process: proton transmembrane transport. Gene Ontology annotation, cellular component: proton-transporting V-type ATPase, V0 domain. Lineage: Eukaryota; Fungi; Microsporidia. The transcript is spliced from 3 exons. Gene Ontology annotation, molecular function: proton-transporting ATPase activity, rotational mechanism. Bases 1 to 621 code for a protein of 206 amino acids.
AUGCCAAAGGCCGAUUUUAGCAAUUGGACGUGUGUCGACGACCUAUCAAGGAUCUUGAUGACCUUUUAUCUGUCAAGAUCUGAGCUUGAACGAGGUUCUUUCAUAAAUACGUAUUUUUCAGAUCACUGUUUGCAUAUGAUAUCUCCUCUUUGUCCGGUCUGGGCGCCUUUUCUUGGCGCCUUGGGUCUUGCCAUCGCUUUGACCUUCUGCGUGCUUGGUGCUGCAUAUGGAACUGCAAAAGCUGGCCAAAGUUUGAUCCUUGCCAGCUUGACAAAACCCAAUUUUAGCAUGAAAAGUCUUAUUCCUAUCAUCAUGGUUGGUGUAGUUGCGCUUUACGGUCUUGCCGUUUCCGUGCUGAUGUUGCAGGGCAUCAAGCAAGACAGCUACUCGCUAUUUUCGGGCUGCUUGCAUCUUUCAGCAGGAAUCUGCACAGGGCUAAGUGGCAUUGCGUGUGGCUUUGCCAUUGGCAUUGUGGCCGACUCGGGCACGCGUGCAUCCAUGCAACAACCAAAACUUUUUGUACCCGUUCUACUUAUAUUGAUUUUUGCCGAAGUUCUGGGUCUAUAUGGCCCCAUUGUAGGAAUGUUGCUCAUCUUUAAGGCAAGCAACUCUGUUUGUUAG